Molecule: messenger RNA, 1753 nt
Organism: Darwinula stevensoni
Lineage: Eukaryota; Metazoa; Arthropoda; Ostracoda; Podocopida; Darwinulidae
Source: the annotation of a GenBank genome assembly
AUGAGGUCCCUAAAUAUGGACUCGGAAGACUUCGAUGAUUUAGUGUGCUCGGAUUCGGGAAACGAAAGCGACGAUGUAGAGCUCGUACCCGUUGCCCCCGAGGCCAACAAUAGUUCUGGUUCCUCGGAUAGGAUGGACCUGGAGGAUUCUCCUCACGAUGUCCUCACUACAGAGCAGGUGGUCCAGUACAUGGUUGAUUGCAUCAGGGAGGUGAACAACGUCGUUGAGAUGCCAGCCACAAUUACAAGGAUCUUGCUUCAACAUUUCAAAUGGGAUAAAGAAAAAUUGAUGGAGAGAUACUUUGAUGGGGAUCAGGAGAAGCUCUUCCGAGAUGCACGAGUAAUCAGUCCAUUUCACAAGGGGCCUAGCCGACCUCCAAAGAGACCUGGAAGGCCUGCAGCAGAAGAGUGUGAGAUUUGCUUGGUUGUGUACCCAACAAUGAUGAUGACUGGGUUAGAAUGUGGUCACCGAUUCUGUCAGCGAUGUUGGACAGAAUAUCUCACAACAAAAAUCAUGGAAGAAGGAGUGGGACAGAGUAUCUCAUGUGCCGCUCAUGCCUGUGAUAUCCUUGUUGAUGAUGCUACUGUGAUGAGACUUGUAUCAGAUGCCAAGGUCAAGCUCAAGUACCAGCACCUAAUCACCAACAGCUUUGUUGAGUGCAACAGGUUGCUGAAAUGGUGUCCUUCACCUGACUGCAACUACUGCGUCAAGGUCCCGCACCCAGAAGCUCGACCCGUGACCUGCAAAUGUUCCCACACCUUCUGCUUUGCCUGUGGGGAAAACUGGCAUGAUCCAGUACGUUGCAGCCUUCUCAGGAAAUGGAUCAAGAAGUGCGAUGAUGACUCGGAGACCUCAAAUUGGAUUGCUGCCAAUACCAAGGAGUGCCCCAAGUGUAAUGUCACCAUUGAGAAAGAUGGUGGCUGCAACCACAUGGUCUGCAAAAAUCAGAAUUGCAAGGCUGACUUCUGUUGGGUCUGCUUGGGGCCCUGGGAACCUCAUGGCUCAUCCUGGUACUCGUGUAAUCGUUACGAUGAAGAGGAGGCAAAGGCAGCUCGAGAUGCUCAGGAAAGAUCAAGGGCUGCCUUGCAGAGGUACCUGUUCUACUGUAACCGUUAUAUGAAUCAUAUGCAGAGUUUGAAGUUUGAGAACAAACUCUACUCAUCUGUCAAGGAAAAGAUGGAAGAGAUGCAGCAGCAUAACAUGUCAUGGAUAGAGGUCCAGUUCCUGAAAAAGGCAGUCGACAUCCUGUGCCAAUGCAGGCAGACGCUUAUGUAUACAUACGUGUUUGCCUACUACCUGAAGAAGACCAAUCAAUCCGUGAUAUUUGAGGAUAACCAGAAGGACUUGGAAAGUGCCACAGAGAUCCUCUCAGAGUACCUUGAGCGAGACAUUACCCAGGAGAACAUUUUGGACAUCAAGCAGAAGGUCCAAGACAAAUCCCGAUACUGCGACAGCAGAAGGCGUGUGCUCUUGGAACAUGUCCAUGAAGGCUAUGAAAAGGACUGGUGGAUUUACAAUGAGUGAAGAGCUAAGAAUCUACACAGGACUCUGCAGGUAUCUUAUCCUCUUUCCCCCCCCUUCCCCCCAUCUCUCUUUCAUCCUCAAUUAAUCCCAACCUGGCCCCAAGGAAUAAAAACUUGUCUUGAGCUCUGAAACCUGAUCAGAGAGUCUCCUCUUUCCAUUGUUGUGUUGCUCUGUGCUUCAUUCUGUGGGGCCAGCUGGGAAUGACCACUGUCUAAAAAUCUUUUUGCAA